Megachile rotundata (alfalfa leafcutting bee) is the source of this 5388-nucleotide messenger RNA. RefSeq names its product trafficking protein particle complex subunit 8 homolog l(3)76BDm (gene l(3)76BDm). NCBI's taxonomy places the organism in Eukaryota, Metazoa, Arthropoda, Insecta, Hymenoptera, Megachilidae. Gene Ontology annotation, molecular function: protein binding. Gene Ontology annotation, cellular component: TRAPPIII protein complex. The record is from RefSeq and is a predicted model, not a curated record.
CUUCCGGUUGAUUUCAUGACACAUAUAUGUCAUCUCUAUAUUUGCACCCUUUAUGGGUAAAUAUUCACAAAACAGCUGUUCGAUAGAGAUGUUUACCACUUCUUCCUCGGAAUGUAUUAAUCGUUUGGUUUCUGUCAACUAUUAAGAUAAUAAAUGAGUAGUAAUGUAGUGUUCAAAAUGAUAAUAGUCGUGUAAUAUAUACGUAUAUAUAUAUAUACAUAUACAUAUAAACGCAUUAAUAUAUGCGUAAGCUUGGUUACCUGUAGAAUUAUAGUAAUUACCAUGGCUCAAUGUAAAUUAACCCCUCGCGAGUUUAUAAGUAACGCUUUUUCACCUCAAAUUGCUGCGGUAUGUUCACCUGCAGCUGAUGCGGUAUGUCAGAAAAAUAAUUUAUCAUUCGUUGAACUUUUGCAACCGUUUUGCAAAUUAAAUACUGAAGGUCAUUUUAAAGAUCCACAAGGAAACAGUAUAAGUGUUAGAAAUCUUCGUCUUUUUGUACAAGAUGUUAAUGCACAUCCUCCAGAACCAAGUAUUGCUAGAAAAAUGUUAAAUGAAGCAGUUAGUUCAGCUACCUGCGAACAUACAACUUCUGUUCGAAUUGGAACAACGGAACUUGAUAUUCCUGUCUCAGUUCCUUGGUUUGAAGCAUGGAGAGAAAUGUUUUUGAGUGUUCAGUUCCCAUCUGAUCAUGAAUUUACAAAACACUUCCUUGCUUGUAUGAUAGUUAUUUCUACAGCAGAAGACAAUCCUUUGGAAAAAAUACAAACCAUGGGUGCACAGUUACAACAAAGUAUACCUGGAAAAUUGCCAAAAUGGUUUAAUAACAAUACACUUAGAUACUAUAUAUUAGUACAUGAUACUUUGCAGGAUGAUAGGAACAGAGCUGAAGUAGUUUAUACAGAAAUGAAAAAUAUCUAUGGUGCUAAUAAUUGUUUUUUACUUCAAAUGAAUUCGAGACCACCCGGUCAAUUUGAUGACAAUACUCAGUUACCAGAUCCUUGGAGUCAAUUUUUAAUAAAACACUCUGAAGUAUCUGGGAGUAGUGAACAAAAUAGUUCUCCUCGCACACCUGCAGAUACUAGUGGUGUUUCCUCUAUGCCAAAUGAAGUUACAACAGAUACUGACAAAACAAGCCAGGCUGGCACUCCAAUAGCUCCCCAAAAUUCUGUACUGGUUUCUCCAGAUUUGAAUGAUACUAUCAGCUUUUCUUCUGAUGUAUCUGAAUCAACAAUUACACACUUGGAAGUUGGCCAGGAAGCUGUAUCUGUUACAAUGCAUCCUUUAAGUCCAAUAGUUGAUAAGUCACAAAGUUCUAUUGAGUAUAUGAAAGGACAAACAGUUAGUGAUACACCAAUAAAUGUAAAUGUUUGGGCAGACUCUCCUAAUUACUUAAUAACACAGCAUGGUGUUAGAUUAUCUACACAAGAUCUUGAAAGACUGAGAGCAUUGAUAACGGAAUUUUGUUUAAAAAGUUUAUUACCAUAUGUGGAAAAGCAGAUUGGUUUAUUAAGUGAUGUAAUUUCGAACAAAAAAGGUGUCAGUAGAUCUCUUUUUAGUGCUACAAGACGAUGGUUUGGAACAAAUAAACCUGGAAUACCAGGACCUACUCCAUCAAAUGCUGUAAUUUAUACAACAGAAUCUCCAGAAUUACAGCUGCGCCGUUUAGGUGACUUAUGUUUUAUGUUUGGUCACUAUUCACUUGCUUACCAAGCAUAUCACAGUGCAAAGAGAGAUUUUGCAGCAGAUCAAGCUUGGCUUUAUUAUGCAGGUGCUCUUGAAAUGGCUGCUUUAAGUGCAUUUAUGCAAGGUGAAACUAAUAGAAAAACUAUUGAAUAUAUGGAUGAUGCGAUAUUAACUUAUUCAAAUAGUUGCAAAAUGCCUCAGUUUGCAACAAGAGCAACGCUUCUCAGUGCCGAAUGCUUGAAGGGUAGAAAUUUGUAUGGGGAAGCGGCAAAACAAUUAAUUCGUAUGACCAGCGAAGAUUCAGAUUUACGUUCAGCACUCCUAUUAGAACAAGCUGCUUAUUGUUUUAUUGGGCCAAAAAUGAUGCGCAAAUACGCAUUUCAUGCUGUUCUUGCUGGUCAUAGAUUUUCAAAAGCAGGUCAAAGAAAGCAUUCGUUGCGAUGUUAUCAACAAGCAUACCAGGUAUAUAAUGGAAGAGGUUGGUCAUUAGCUGAAGAUCAUAUACAUUUUACCAUUGGUAGACAAGCUGCAUCAUUAAAACAAGUUAAUGAAGCAGUUAAAGCAUUCGAAAAAUUAUUAAAUGUCUAUAGUAAACAACCAGCUACACAACAAGCUGCAUUUUUACGUGAAUUUUUACAUAUCCAUAAUUUACUGUCGCAAGAAAAUUUAUCGAAUCAUGAAGAGCUUCCUAUCUUGCCUUUACCGUUAAUAAAUAGUUAUAGUAUUAAAGUAUUAUAUGGACCUUUAGCUGAAUCAUAUAACAAUAAUAUUCCAGCAAGUCAUGUUUCAUUUGAUACUGAAGAAUGUGAUGAUGUGAGGUGGUCAAAAAUGGAAGAGAUGCUAAUAACAGAAGCUCAGGGAUCCCCUCCAAUGAUAUUUAAACCAACAGUUGCAUUAUACUCAAAAACAAGUAAUAACAGUGUAAAACCAAAUUCUGUUGUGGAUGAGCCAGUGCAUUUUUUUAUUGAAUUAUAUAAUCCAUUGCAUAUACCGCUGCCAUUAUCUGAUGUGACCUUAUUAUGGUUAUUUAAUUGUGGCAAUAAUCAAACUACAAAUGAAAUGAAAUCUCCGGAAGACUUAAAACCAGUGGAAACACAAGUAAUCGAAAAAAUUAUUUUACAACCAGCUUGUAAACAAAAUAUUACACUAAGUCUUGUACCAAAGAAAGUGGGGGAAUUAAAAGUGUUAGGCUUAAGUUAUAAUUUAUCUAAUCCAACACAUGUAAUAGAUCCGCCAGUUGUUAAUCCAACAAUAGCUAUUACUGGAAAAAGAUUAUUUGAAAUUAGGGGGCCUAAAUUGAAGAACGUCAAAGAAAAACCUGGUACAAACAUGUAUGGAGUAGAUUAUAGAUUAGAAAUAAAUGUUAUUGAAAAGGCACCUUUUAUGCAGGUUUUCUUUAAUAAAUUAAAUUCGGAGAUGUUAUGUGGCGAAAUUCAAAAAUUAGAAAUUACUUUAAAAAACGUGGGUAAUGCAUCAUUAUCCAAUGUUUAUUUAGCAUCUACAGACGCUAAACUUAUUUCAUUAGGAGACGAGUAUUCUAAUAGCCAAGAAGAUCAUGUAGCAAAAAAAAGUAAUAGACUUAUAAUUAAGAUUCCAUUACCAUCUGAUACAUUAAAUGUUGGAGAAACUCAUACCAUACCAGUCUGGAUUAGAGCACCUGAUGAAAAAGGAAAUCAUCGUUUAGAUUUACUUUUUUACUAUGAAAAUGUUGAUUCAAAAACCAUGAUAAAACAUAGACUUUGUAGACACAGCUGGCAUUUUACAGCUUUAGAUUCUAUACACAUUACUGCAAUAGCCUCGAGGAGUAUAUUAUUUAAAGAUGUUUUACCCACAUUAAAUUUAAUAGUAUGCAUUAAAAAUGCAAAUCAAAUUCAUGAUCCUGUUAUGAAUGAAAUUUUAUUGACUAAAGUAUUGUUUCAAAGCGAUUUAUGGUCCAUAUUUAGUUCAUCUGUUUUACCAACAGAUAUUAAGAUACAACCUCAGGAAAUGUUUCAUUUAAUGCUUAAAUUAAGAAAGAAAAAUGAUGAUGAGUUGGUACUUUCUACUGUAUCUUUGAUUCAGGAAAGUGAUUGUACGGAAUCAAAUGAGAAAUAUCCGUAUAAUAGUUUCAUACAAAGAAGAAAUAUUCCAUCAUUAGAUGUAAAUGAAAAUUUAACCGAAUUACAGCAGCAAUCCCAACGAUUACCACAAAAUGUACAACAAUCAUCUUUAUCCGUUACUAUGACAUUAAAUUCUACUUUAAUCAUUAAAUGGAGAGCAAAAAUAAUUGAAGGCGGAAUUGUUACUAGACAAGCAAUUGGUCAACAUCAUCUUGCUAUUGAGUAUUUGAACAAAACUUACAAACACCCCAAGGAAAUUCAAGUUGAAACAAAUGAAUAUGGUGGACGUUUGAAAAUCUUUGGACCAGAUAAAAAUAUACUCGACUCCAUGGCUGUGACUAUUAAAGAUCAAGCAUUAGAAACAGAAUUUUUGAAAAAUAUAAUUUCCUUUUCUUUGAGCCAUGCUAGACAAAUCACGCAUAAUUUUAAUCAGAGUCAAUUGUGCUUUGUUCCAGUAAUAAUGUACAUACAAAAUCAUUUGGAGUCACAAAUUGAUAUUAAAGUCAAUACAAUAGGAACCAGCAGUGAAAGCCAUCUUCCGAGUAUAAAGUCACAACUUUUUUUACCACAAGCUUCUGCUCACUACAGAUAUGCUUGUCACUCGGCGAUUUGUUCACAUAUAGAACCACUUGCUAAUAGUACUAUAAAAUUGCAAGCAGUACUUCCAUCCCCUGGUACAUAUGACUUAGCAGCACGUAUAGAAGUCUCUGUAAGAGUUGUAAAUACUAAAGAGUUUGUCUUACAGAAAUGGAAAAUGGAAAGUAUAUGUAUUGUUAACGGUGAUAGUAAAUAAUUAAAAAGUAUAAAGGUAUUAAAUUGUUAUUAUUGCUAUUAAAUAAUGUAACAAAUCUCAUUUAUGUAAUUUAAAAUCAUUCCUUAGUGCUAUGUAAAUAUUUAAUAUUUAUCAGUCUAUUACUAUCACAUCUUGAUCAAAGUAUAUGUAUUAUUUAAUAUCUAUUACAUUAUUUAAUUAUUUUAGAUACAUUACAACGUAAGCAAAUUAUAUAUGUUUCUAAAUAUAUUAAUCAUUUGUUACAGCAUCCUUUAUAAAUAACUAUUUCAGAUGGAAUAGUAGUUUUUAACAAAUUUUUUGUAGAUUAUGUUAUUAUAACUUCAUCUGUUAAAGUUCUUACAUAAAAAUAUCUUAAUUUUGAUCUCUUAGGUAAAUCAUGAAAUUAUGUUAAAAAAUUUGUCAUAUAUUUUGAACUAAAAGAUACGUUUUUAUAUUUUUCAAAUCAAAAUAAAAAAGGUUAAUGAACUUGUAGUAAAAGAGUGCUGUAAACAGUAAUGGUAAAAUGAUAGUGUAAUUAAAUGCAAAAAUAAAUGUUUAGACAAACAAUUAUACUACAAAAUUAUUAUACCAUAAAAUUGUAUAAUGUAUGUAUAUUUUUGUGUGCUAGUAAUAGAAGUUAAUAUAACAGAAACAUUCAUACUAGAAAUCUGUAAUGAAUUGUGUAAGUAGUAAUUAUAAGUCCAUAAAAAAGGACUAACAAGAAAUAUUGUGAACCAGUACUUUUAGAACCUUUUGUGAAAUUUUAAAUGGCAAAUAUUUCAAUGUAAUAACUACUAUUAAAAUAUAAAGUUACUAUAUUUCAGAAGAUACAUA